GUUAGCUAAGAAAUCUUUUUGCUCUUUGGAUCUUGCGCGCGCAUGUCGUGCUUUUUUGCAUAAAUUUACGGAGUUCACACUUCGCAGAAAAUGGCUUCGAUUACAAAUUCGAAGCAUUCUGAAGUAAACGGUGACUGUGUUUAUACCCAAAAUAAGAUGGAAUCUAAUAAAGUAACAGUUGUUUUGGGUGCGCAAUGGGGCGACGAGGGAAAAGGCAAAGUAGUGGAUUUAUUGGCUCUGAACUCCGACAUCGUGUGUCGUUGUCAGGGUGGCAACAACGCAGGCCACACAGUGGUUGUCAACGGCAAAGAGUUCGACUUCCACCUCCUGCCCAGUGGCAUCAUCAACCAGAAAUGCACUUCGGUCAUCGGCAAUGGAGUGGUCAUACAUUUGCCAGGACUGUUCGAAGAGCUGAAGAAGAACGAAUCAAAAGGUAUGGGGAAUUGGCAGAAUCGGCUCAUCGUAUCCGACCGGGCGCAUCUCGUUUUCGAUAUACAUCAGCAGGUUGAUGGUCUCCAAGAAGCCGAAAAAGGCAAAAACUCCCUGGGCACGACGAAGAAAGGUAUCGGCCCGACAUACUCGUCGAAAGCCACGAGAAAUGGAAUCAGGAUUGGAGAUUUGCUUGGCGACUUUCAAAUAUUUGAAGAGAAAUUCCGAACGCUAGCCGCUACGUACAAACGCAUGUUCCCGUCACUCGAAGUAGAUAUUGAGAGUGAACUAGCCACGUACAAGGAAUACGCAGAGAAAGUUCGUCCAUUAGUGAAAGAUACGGUCUCUUACUUGCAUAAGGAGAUCAGAAGUGGGAGGAAAGUGCUGGUCGAAGGUGCCAAUGCUGCCAUGUUGGAUAUUGAUUUUGGUACAUACCCGUACGUGACGUCAUCAAACUGCAGUAUCGGCGGUGUUUGCACCGGGCUCGGUCUACCACCAAGCCUUAUUGGUGAAGUGCUUGGUGUUGUUAAGGCGUACACUACACGUGUUGGUGACGGGCCCUUCCCCACUGAGCUGCAUGAUGAAAUGGGCAAACUCCUCCAAGAGCGCGGGCACGAGGUGGGCGUGACCACGCGGCGCGUGCGCAGGUGCGGGUGGCUGGAUCUCGUCGUUGUGCAGUACACGGCACUCGUCAACGGGUAUACCUCAUUGUGCCUAACAAAAUUGGAUAUUUUGGACAAUCUACAAGAAAUCAAAGUGGGCGUCGCGUACAAGCUGAAUGGAAAGAAAAUUGAUUACUUCCCCUCCUCCAUGACUGAGCUCAGCGCUGUUGAGGUGGAAUACGUGACAGUCCCCGGGUGGGCGUGCAGCACGGAAGAUGUCCGGGAAUUAAGCAAGUUGCCGGCAAACGCCAAGAGCUAUGUGAAGCUCAUUGAGGAGUAUUUGCAGAUACCUGUGAAAUACAUUGGCGUUGGACAAGGCAGGGAGUCGAUUAUCAGCGUGGCUUAACAUCAACAACUGUUACUUAAACCGUACGCUUAACGUGUUACUUAAUAACGGUGUAACGGUAUAACGUUAUUACAUCGGUAUUGGUUUAAUACCAAUACCGAUGUAAUAAUGACGGUAUUCAAAUAACGUUAUGACGUGCGUUGUUAGAUAAAUGUUUCAGUCUGGUGGAGUCUAUCGCAGAGUUGGAAAUUCGUUUUUUUUUUAACACUUUUUUCUAUUAUGUCAGUAUUUGACAUUUUUUAUUAUUGGAUGCGUUUUUUAUCAUUUUAAUUCAAAAUAAAGAACUUGAAUACUGUU
This is a messenger RNA of Colias croceus (clouded yellow), 1734 nucleotides long. RefSeq names its product adenylosuccinate synthetase (gene Adss). Gene Ontology annotation, molecular function: adenylosuccinate synthase activity; GTP binding. Gene Ontology annotation, cellular component: cytoplasm. The record is from RefSeq and is a predicted model, not a curated record. Gene Ontology annotation, biological process: IMP metabolic process; 'de novo' AMP biosynthetic process. Lineage: Eukaryota; Metazoa; Arthropoda; Insecta; Lepidoptera; Pieridae. The transcript is spliced from 11 exons. Bases 91 to 1437 code for a protein of 448 amino acids.